AUGGGCGCGCGCCUUUCACGUUCAGAUUUCCAAUGGGUCUAUACGGAUGAACCACAUACAACACGACGAAAAGAAAUGCUUCAAAAAUAUCCACAAAUCAAACAAUUAAUGGGUCACGAUUGGCGUAUCGCCGCUCAAGUUGUUGUCACCGUUUUAAUUCAACUAAUCAUGGCAGUUCUAGUACGAGAUCUACAAUGGAAAUACGUUUGGCUUUUCACUUAUGUCAUCAGUGGUACACUAAAUCAUUCUUUAUCCAUAAGCUUUCAUGAGAUUGGCCAUAAUUUAGCUUUUGGAAAUCAUCGACCGUUAGCGAAUCGAAUUCUCGGUUAUAUCGCCAAUUUGCCAUUAUGCAUUCCAUCAUCUGUAACGUUCAAGAAGUAUCACAUCGAUCAUCAUAAAUUUCAGGGCGACGAUCUCUUAGAUCCUGACUUACCAACAUAUUUCGAAGCAUGGUUGUUUCAAUCACGUAUUGGUAAAGUCAUUUAUAUUGCUGCCCAACCAUUACUUUAUGGUGUUCGACCAUUAUUACGUGUACCCAAACCAUUAACAUUACUUGAAGUUGUAAAUCUUAUUAUUGAGUUUGUAUUUGAUGGCUUGGUGAUGUAUUUCCUUGGAAGAAAAUCAUUUGUUUACUUAUUCUUCGGUACAGUGCUUGGCCUAGGACUUCAUCCAAUAUCUGGACAUUUUAUAUCUGAGCACUAUAUCUUCGUUGAAGGCUACGAAACAUACUCAUACUAUGGUCCUAUGAACUAUAUAACUUACAAUGUCGGUUAUCAUAAUGAACAUCAUGACUUUCCCAACAUUCCAGGCUAUUUAUUACCAAAAUUAAAGAAAAUUGCACCAGAUUAUUAUGAUAAUUUGCCAUGUCAUACUUCCUGGAUAAAAGUUAUAAUCGACUUCGUUCGUAAUCCGGACUUAGGACCCAAAUCCCGUAUACGUCGUACGAUGCGUUCGGAUGCGUUGAGAGCAAAUAAUGCAAUCGAUUUCAAGAGCAAAACAAAAAUCAAUGAAGUUUUACACGACAUCGACAAUAAUAACAAUCAUCAAACACCACAUUUAUCAAAAGAAGAAAGAAUUUUAAAUUACAAGAAGAAAAUUUCUGGGAAAAUGUCGGACAGCUCAUCAACCGUAGAACAUAUGAAUAACGAACAUUCAAAACAGGAAUGA
Messenger RNA from Adineta ricciae, 1167 nucleotides. NCBI's taxonomy places the organism in Eukaryota, Metazoa, Rotifera, Eurotatoria, Adinetida, Adinetidae. The record is from the annotation of a GenBank genome assembly.